Molecule: messenger RNA, 3723 nt
Organism: Oreochromis niloticus (Nile tilapia)
Lineage: Eukaryota; Metazoa; Chordata; Actinopteri; Cichliformes; Cichlidae
Gene: tmc3
Product: transmembrane channel like 3
Exons: 23
Coding region: 101-3517 (1138 amino acids)
Cellular component (GO): plasma membrane
Molecular function (GO): mechanosensitive monoatomic ion channel activity
Source: RefSeq, a predicted model, not a curated record
GAUAGCUCUAGCACAGGUGCUCAAGUAGAGCUCUCACCCUGACCUACACAAGCACAGAUUAUUCACACACAAUCGUGCACAUUCUCUGAGUAGAUACAGCAUGAGUACAGUGUCUGAGUCUCUAGAUGGGAGCAGCAGGUCUCUGUCUGCAGCCAGGAGACACAAGAGUAUCAGGAAAACCUCCAGGAGGAUUUAUUCUGCCUACCAGGACCACCAGGAGGGCUCCUCAGAUGAAGAAGACAAAGUAGAUGAGAGGGUGGACAGCAAUGAUCCAGAGGAGAUGUUCCAAAACAUUCAGUACCAGAAGGAGAUCAUCGCCAAUAUUCGGACUAGGCCCUGGCCAAUGAGGCGCAAACUCAAAGUCCUAAAGCAGGCCAGAGAGAUUGUUCUGAGAUAUGAGGGCCGACUAACCAGAACCCGAGGUUACCAGACCGCAGGAGCUGAUCUGCUGAAGAAACUUUCCCGUUUGCUUUACAACAUUGUGGUGCUGUUCAUUCCUUGGGAAGUCAGGAUCAAGAAAAUUGAAAGUCACUUUGGGUCAGGCGUGGCCUCCUACUUUAUCUUCCUCCGCUGGUUGUUUGGUAUCAACAUUGUUCUCACCAUCAUGACUGGAGCCUUCAUUGUCCUACCAGAGCUGCUGGCUGGAGCACCAUUUGGAACAACAAGAAGUAAAACUAUUCCCAAGGAACACCUGGCUUCAGCCCAGGACCUGGACACCAUCUGGUCUCUUGGGGGCUACCUCCAGUACUCUGUGUUAUUCUAUGGUUACUAUGGCAGGGUGAGGAAGAUCGGCAGUGCAGGGUACCGAUUACCCCUUGCCUACUUCCUGGUUGGAAUGGCUGUCUUUGCCUACAGUUUCAUCAUUCUGUUGCGAAAAAUGGCAAAGAAUUCACGCCUGAGCCUGGCUAGUGCUUCUGAUGAAAGCUUCACUUUCUGCUGGAGAAUAUUCUGUGCUUGGGAUUACCUGAUAGGAAACCCAGAGGCUGCAGAGAGCAAAGGAGCUGCCAUUGUUAACAACAUCAGGGAAGCCAUUGUCGAGGAGCAAGAAAAGAAGAAGGAUACCAGUCUUGCAGUUCUGAUCAGUCUACGGAUCUUGGCCAACAUCCUGGUGCUCCUGUCUUUAGCAGGAAGUAUAUACAUCAUUUACUUUGUGGUGGAUCGUUCUCAGAAACUGGAGCAGGAGAAGCCGGAGCUGACGCUAUGGGAGAAGAAUGAGGUGAGUGUAGUAGUUUCUCUCAUCACCAUGAUUGCUCCAUCUGCUUUUGAACUGGUGGCUCAACUGGAGAUGUACCACCCACGAACCUCACUGCGAUUCCAGUUGGCCAGGGUCCUUGUCUUAUACCUUGGGAAUCUCUACAGUCUCAUCAUUGCUCUCCUUGAUAAAGUCAACAGUAUGAGCUCUGCUGUCCAAAAUCACAACAGCACCGCAGCAACCAUCGCCACAGUGCUGGCUGUAACCAGCAGGAGCAGCUCGGGGGACGUCUACAACCAGACAGCUGUGUUUGAAAAGAACACCCGACAACAGGAUCAGUGCUGGGAGACCUAUGUUGGACAGGAGAUGUUGAAGCUGUCCAUCAUUGACAUGAUCUUCACAGUGGCGAGCAUCCUGCUCAUUGACUUCAUCAGAGGUCUAGUGGUUCGCUACCUCAGUGACUGCUGCUGCUGGGAUUUAGAGAGCAAAUUUCCUGAAUAUGGAGAAUUCAAAAUAGCUGAGAAUGUCUUGCAUCUAAUUUAUAACCAAGGAAUGAUCUGGAUGGGGGCAUUUUUUUCUCCCUGUCUUCCUGCCUUUAAUGUGCUGAAGCUGAUUGGUCUGAUGUAUCUGAGGAGCUGGGCUGUUCUUACCUGUAAUGUUCCCCAUCAGCAGGUCUUUCGAGCAUCCAGGUCAAACAAUUUCUACCUGGCUAUGCUGCUUUUCAUGCUGUUUUUGUGUAUGCUGCCCACCAUCUUUGCUAUAGUGAGAUACAGACCAUCACAACACUGCGGACCUUUCAGUGGUCAAGAGAAGAUUUACGACAUCAUCUCUGAGACAGUGGCCACUGACUUCCCGGUGUGGUUCAGUAAAGUAAUAAGUUAUAUCACCAGUCCUGUCGUCGUACUGCCAGCACUGCUGCUGCUGUUCAUGCUGAUAUACUAUCUCCAGUCUAUUGCCAGAUCCCUCAAAUUCACCAACAACCAGCUAAGGAUGCAGCUCCAGACUGAGCGCACUGAAGACAAGAAGAAAGUCUUCCAGAUGGCUGCAGCGAGACUACAGAUUCCAGAGGCUGCUGCAGACAAAAAGUCAGAUCAUGAGGAAAGCAACAUCGCCAGCCAAGAGUCCUCUAAUCACACCCCAUCUCCCUGUCAGAAUAGCAGCACCACAAACUUUGAUUCCCCUGUUCAUCGUGGGAAUUGCAUCCGCACCAUCACGAAAUCAGUAACUAGAGGAGACCUGAACAGAGGAGGUGUGGCCGGAUCUAUCAGAUGUCCAGCAGUAACCGUACUGCCCAAACAUUGGCUGGAACACAUUCCUAACAGGCCUCCACCAUUUCUUGGUGGUCCUAGUGGUGCCUCCAGAUCCAAGUCCUAUCAUCACAUGGUAUACAAUUCUCCACCUCACUGUUCUGACAGUAUUCACUCUGACCCCUUGUGCAGGAAGACUAUACAUUCUGUUCAUCCAGUUGAAGCUGCUGGGAUCAUCACUGCACAGAGUUAUAGAGGACGCCGUGGUCACACCACCCGCUAUGUGAUUGUCAAUGAGCAUGAACCCAGGAAAAAGUUGCUGCGCUCAGCCACACGGAUCCCACGCCAUUAUUUCAUGGAGGAACCCACAGAAAUCAUGGAACUGUACCCACGUAAUGUCAGACGGUACACACCACGCAAUGCUCACAGUAAACCACGUCCUUACCAGUCCCACGCAUCACAGCAACACCCAAGUGAAGAGGAUGAGGAGGAAGACCAAGGGAAAGGCAGGAGAAAGAUGUCACUAGGGAAAACUCAUCGGCCCCGCUCACCAUCUAACCUCCAACAGCCAGCACAUUUCUACAUUGGUGACCGUCUAGAAACCUACAUAACUAUAUCCAAAGAAAACCACCCAGCUCAAGGAAGAUAUGGGGCUCAAGACGUACAUGAAGAGGAGGAUGGAGUAGGAGAAAUAGCCUGUGGAGAUGAAGAGUCACACUCUGAGUCACAGGCCAAUGUGAGAGUAGCUGACCCUCUUCUUCUGCGAACCAGAUGUCACAUUCAUUCCCCGAGAAGACAGUGUCUGUCUCAAACUCGGGCCAGGCAUGUUGAGCCUCAUGUGAAGUCCAAGACGAAGCAAAAGCUGGAGAAUGUGCAGACUGAGUCAGACUCAGCUUCCCUGGCCUCGAGCAGUGACCAGCAGAAUAGCAGCAAUGACCAGUAUAUUCAGGUUAUCCACAACAAGGAGCGCUAUCUGAAGUCUGGAGCCAGGCAAGGACAAAUGGCCAAAAAGAAAUCCAAAACCAGCUUUGAUCUAAAAAUCACUGAAUCAAAUGAUCUGGUCUGCUCCAAUGUUUGAAAUGUUGGAAUUUUUUCUGUUAAAUAAUAUAUGUAGCAUCAGGUAUUAAUUGACACUCUGCACUGAAAGCACACAAAAAUGUAAUUUCCUUUCUGUGUUUGUGUGAUUCCAUAUCCUUUUGAUGCUGUUAAAUAAUUGCACUAGCUAUUGUGGAAGUGCAUAGAAUAGAAGAAUGUGUCUACUUGUGUAACAUCAGCAAUAAAAAC